AGCUGCUUGAGAAGCAACAAAGGUCAUGGAGGUUCAACAGAUCACACACCAUCUUGUCUUUAUGCUUCUGGCUGCUACUGUAAGAUCUCAAGUCAACCCAGAAAUGUGUCGCUAUCCUCUCGGUAUGACCGGUGGGCAGAUUCAGGAUGAAGACAUCUCUGCUUCCAGUCAGUGGUCUGAGUCAACUGCUGCAAAAUUUGGAAGACUUGACUUUGACAACGGAGACGGGGAUGGUGCCUGGUGUCCUGACAUCAUGUCAGAGCCUGAUGGUCUCAAAGAAUAUCUCCAAGUGGACCUGCGGUCACUGCACUUCAUCACACUGGUGGGCACCCAAGGUCGCCAUGCCGACGGCAUGGGUAAUGAGUUUGCCCAGAGAUAUAGGAUCAAGUACAGCCGCGACGGCAGCAACUGGGUGGGCUGGCAUGACAGGAAGGGAAGACAGGUCAUUGAGGGGAACAGGAAUGCGUAUGAUGUGGUGCUGAAGGACCUGGAGCCUCCUAUCAUAGCUCGUUUCAUCCGCUUUAUGCCAGUGACGGACCACUCCAUGUUUGUGUGUAUGAGAGUGGAGCUCUACGGCUGUGAAUGGCUGGAUGGCCUGGUGUCUUACAGUAUCCCAGAUGGGCACCAAAUGAUCUACAGAGGCCUGGAUGUCUACUUCAAUGAUUCUGUGUAUGAUGGAGCAUCAGUUGAAAGUUCUUCAGUCCAUUCCUUUACAAAACUCACAAAGGGACUUGGCCAGCUGACAGAUGGCACUUGGGGUCUGGAUGAUUUCCUCCACAGCCACAUCUACGGCAUGUGGCCAGGAUAUGACUUUGUGGGCUGGAGCAACAAAAGUAUCCCCAAAGGUUACGUGGAGAUGACCUUUGAGUUUGACCACGUCAGAAACUUCACUUCCAUGAAGGUUCACUGUAACAACAUGUUUAGUCGAGGUGUGAGGAUGUUCAGACAGGCCACCUGUUACUUCCGGUCAGAAUCAGACUGGGAGUCAGACCCGGUGUCCUUCAGGCCUACUGUCGACCGUGUGAGCCAAAGUGCCCGUUUUGUCACUGUACCCCUUGGGGACCGCACAGCCAGCGCCAUCAAGUGCCGUUUCCACUUCAGUGACCUUUGGAUGCUUUUCAGUGAAGUGGCCUUCCAGUCAGGUUCAGCAGUGUACAAUACAUCCCUGACUCCUCGUAAACAUGGACACCCAACAAACAUACUACCAGGUGAUGAUCCUACUCACAAACUGGAUGACAGCAAUACCAGGAUCCUGAUUGGCUGCUUGGUGGCUAUCAUUGCCAUUCUAUCAGCUAUCAUAGUGAUCAUCCUGUGGCGUCAAGUUUGGCAGAAGAUGCUUGAGAAGGCAUCCCGGCGCUUGCUAGAUGAUGAACUCACAGCUCGCCUUGCAGUCCAGACCCAGGCCUUCUCCUUCCUCCACUCUUCUCUGUCCACCGAAAGCAGCUCCACCACCAACUCCACCUAUGAGAGAAUCUUCCCCCUUUGCUCCGACUACCAGGAGCCUUCACGCCUCAUCCGGAAACUGCCCGAGUUUGCUCAGUCCACAGAACAGCUUGGUAAGACGACAGAAAGCAUAAUAAAGCACACCUCCUGCAGAGCACUUGCGGCUGGUGGCUCAGACAGUGCCCCCCACUAUGCAGAGGCAGACAUCAUCAGCCUGCAGGAGUCCUCUGACAGCAGCACCUACUCCAUCACGGCUGUCAACAUGAAUCUCUUUGCCGGCACCGAUUCAUCCAUGAGAGAAUUCCCCAGAAACAAGCUCACCUUCAAGGAGAAACUGGGAGAGGGCCAGUUUGGAGAAGUGCACUUGUGUGAAGCAGAGGGCAUGCAGGACUUUUUGGAUGAGGAUUUGUCUAUAGAGGGAAACAAUGAGUCACCACUGCUGGUUGCUGUUAAAACACUGCGAGAAGAUGCCAACAAGAAUGCAAGGAAUGACUUCCUGAAGGAGAUCCGAAUCAUGUCUCGUCUGCGGGACCCCAACAUCGUCCGUCUGCUGGCGGUGUGUGUGGACACAGACCCUCUGUGUAUGAUCACUGAGUACAUGGAAAACGGAGACCUCAACCAGUUCCUCUGCAAUCUCAGGCUAAAGGAGGCUGCCGAUGAAGACAAGACAGGACAAGAGGAGAAACAGGAUAAAAGUAUGGUCAGCUACAGUAAAUUGAUUGGCAUGGCCGUGCAGAUUGCAUCAGGUAUGAAGUACUUGUCCUCUCUCAACUUUGUCCAUCGUGAUCUGGCCACCCGUAACUGCUUGGUGGGUAAGAACUACACCAUAAAGAUUGCAGAUUUUGGCAUGAGUCGCAACCUGUACCGCGGGGACUACUACCGGAUCCAGGGCCGAGCCGUCCUUCCCAUUCGCUGGAUGUCAUGGGAAAGCAUCCUACUGGGUAAAUUCACCAUGGCCAGUGAUGUGUGGGCGUUUGGUGUUACUCUGUGGGAGAUUCUGACUCUGUGUAAGAAGCAGCCGUACUCUCAGCUAUCUGACGAGCAGGUCAUUGAAAACACAGGCGAGUUCUUCAGGGACCAGGGCAAGCAGGUCUACCUGCCAAAGCCUCCCUGUUGUCCUGACAGAGUGUACAACGAUCUGAUGCUGAGCUGCUGGAGGAGAAACGCCAAGCAGAGGCCGAGCUUCCAGGAAAUACAUAGCCGGCUGAUGGAGAGCAUGGCGUAG
Messenger RNA from Scomber japonicus (chub mackerel), 2668 nucleotides. Its product is annotated as discoidin domain-containing receptor 2-like. Gene Ontology annotation, molecular function: ATP binding; protein tyrosine kinase collagen receptor activity; collagen binding. Gene Ontology annotation, cellular component: signaling receptor complex; membrane. Lineage: Eukaryota; Metazoa; Chordata; Actinopteri; Scombriformes; Scombridae. The transcript is spliced from 16 exons. Gene Ontology annotation, biological process: multicellular organism development; cell surface receptor protein tyrosine kinase signaling pathway; positive regulation of kinase activity. The record is from RefSeq and is a predicted model, not a curated record. Bases 26 to 2668 code for a protein of 880 amino acids.